UGCGGCGGCCGGGCGGUGGGCUUGCGGGGCUGCUGCUGGCGGCCGCGGGCUAUGGAGGAUCCUGUUCAAGAUGGGGUGGCUUCUCCAGCACCCCCUGGGGCCGGGAAAUCUAAGCUGGAAACACUGCCCAAGGAAGAUCUCAUCAAGUUUGCCAAGAAACAGAUGAUGCUAAUACAGAAAACAAAAUCAAGAUGUUCAGAAUUGGAGAAAGAAAUUGAAGAAUUCAAAUCAAAACCUGUUGCUGGAGGAAAUGAUGAUAUUAUUAAGGCACUGACUGAACGUAUAGAUGCUAUUCUUCUGGAAAAAGCAGAGACUGAGCAACAGUGUCUUUCUCUGAAAAAGGAAAACAUUAAGAUAAAGCAAGAAGUUGAGGAUUCUGUAACUAAGAUAGAAGAUUUGCACAAGGAGUUGGAACAAUCACAGAGAAAUUAUGUGAAAGAAAUAGAAGAUUUGAAAAACGAAAUAGUGGCAGUACAUUUCAGACAUAGUGAAGAUAAAGCUAGUUUGCAAAAGGAAUUAGAAGAAGCAACAAAAAGGGAAUUAGAGCUUUCCAAACAACUUAAAUUUCUUGGUGACUCUGAAGAUAAUGUUGAAAAACUACAAAAAGAGAUUCAGGAAAUUAGGCCAGCCUUUAAGGAGCAAAUAUUAUGUAUGCAAAAGCAUUUUGAUGCCACCAUAAAUGAAAAGGAGCAAGAAAUUACUUAUCUUCAAGAAGUCAUUAAGGAAAAUUCACAGCAUUACCAAAAAGAUAUUAACAAUUUACAAGAAGAACUUUUACAAUUGAAAGCUACACACCAAGAAGAAGUAAAAGAAUUGAUGUGCCAAAUUGAAGCAACUAAAGAACAUGAAGUAGAAGUAAAUAAUGUAGACAAACUGAAGGAGAACUUAGUUAAACCAUGUGAGACAAGUGAGAAAACAUGUGAAAAUGAAUUAGAAAACUUAGGACAAGCCUCAGAUAUAAACCAAGAAAAUCAGCAGCAUUCUUUGCUCUUACAAGAAGAUACUUUUGUAGAAGAAGUAGUAAAUGAAAAAGUCAGACACUUAGAAGAUACCUUAAAAGAGUUGGAAUCUCAACAUAGUAUUUUAAAAGAUGAGCUAACUUACAUGAAUAAUCUUAAGUUAAAACUUGAAAUUGAUGCCCACAAUAUAAAGGACGAGUAUUUUCAUGAAAGGGAAGACUUGGAAUUUAAAAUUAAUGAAUUAUUACUAGUUAAAGAAGAACAGAGCUGUGCAAUCGAAAAAUUAAAAUCUGAGCUAGAGGAAUCAAAUAAACAAUUAUGCUAUACAGUAGAACAACAUAACAAAGAAGUACAAAGUCUUAAGGAAGCACAUCAAAAAGAAAUAUCAGAACUAAAUGAGGCAUUUAUGUCAGGUUCAGAGAAAGAAAAAUUAGCAUUAAUGUUUGAAAUACAAGGUCUUAAGGAGCAAUGUGAAAGACUACAGCAAGAAAAACAAGAGGCUAUUUUAAAUUAUGAGAGUUUACGAGAGGUCAUGGAAAUAUUACAAGCAGAACUGGGGGAAUCUGCUGGAAAAAUAAGUCAAGAGUUUGAAUCAAUGAAACAACAGCAAGCAUCUGAUGUUAAUGAACUUCAACAAAAGCUCAGAACUGCUUUUAAUGAAAAAGAUGCUCUUGUUGAAACUGUCAAUCGUCUCCAGAGAGAAAAUGAGAAGUUAUUAUCGCAACAAGAAUUUGUACCAGAACUUGAAAAUACCAUAAAAGACCUUCAGGAAAAGAAUGAAGUGUGUUUAGUUAGCCUCAGCCAGAGAGAUACCAUAUUACAAGAACUUGAAGCCAAGAUAAGUUCACUUACUGAAGAAAAGGAUGGUUUCAUAAGUAAAAUUAAAAGCUCUCAUGAAGAAAUGGAUAAUCUCCAUAAAAUACAUGAAAAGGAAGAAAUAUUGAUUGUAGAACUUAAGGAGAAAAUGGAACAAACCACCAAAUAUAACUGUGAACUAGAACAAAAGGUAGAUGAAUUAAAGGGGAGACUAGAAGAAACUUUAAAAGAAAAAGAUCAAAAUAACCAAAAGUUAGAAAAGCUAAUGGACCAAUUGAAAACUCUCUAUGAAGACCAGGAAUCAUUGUCCUCUGAAAUGAAAUCUCUUUAUGAGGAAAAUAAUAGACUAAAUUCAGAAAAGAACCAAAUGAGUAGGGAUUUAGAAGUUCUAUCACAAAAAGAAGAUGGUGGGCUUAAGGAACAAAUUUCUGAAUUAGAAAAGAAACUUGAGUUAACCACUGAAGAGCGAAAUAAUUUAAGUAAAUUACUUGAAAAUGAACAAGUUCAGAAAUUAUUUGUCAAAACUCAUUUGUAUGGCUUUCUUAAACAAAUGGAGUCAAAGGUUUCAGAAGAAAAUGAAGAACAAAAUGUUGCAGAUAUCAUACAAGCUGUAGGUGAAUCUCUAGCUAAAAUGCAAGAAGAAAAACUCAAUCUGACUGUACAAUAUGAGGAAAGGAUACAAGAGUUAGAAAAUGAUGUAAGGUGCCUACAAGAAGAGAAUGUAGUUCAUUGUGAGGACCUUAGGUCUUUACUAAGAGACUGUGAGCAAGAAAAAAUUCAGUUAAGGAAAGAAUUAGAAGAAACCCUGUCAGAAAAAGCAGCUCUGCAGUCUGAUCUUCUAGAAAUGAAAAAUACUAAUGAAAAAACAAGACUUGAAAAUAAGAAUCUUUUAAUUCAACUUGAAGAAAUAACACAGCAAUCAUGUAGCAAGAAUGAAAUAAAUAAUGAAAAUGAAAAAUCUUUUAGAAAAGAAUAUGAGAACUUAAAGCAAUUACUAGAACAAAAGGAAUCUGAACUACAAGAUAUGAGAGCAGAGUUAAUAUCAUUAAAGGAGUCCAUAGAGAAGUCAACUGUAGAAAAUGAUCAGCCUUCUUCAGUAAAAGAGCUGGAAGAAAAAAUAGGAUAUCUGGAAAAGGAAUCUAAGGAGAAAGAAGAGAAGAUAAAUAAGAUAAAGCUGGUUGCAGUAAAGGCAAAGAAAGAACUAGAUUCUAGCAGAAAAGAGUCCCAGACUCUACGGGAAGAACUUGAAUCUGUACGAUCAGAAAAAGAUCAGUUGGUUAUUUCCAUGAGAGAUCUCAUUCAAGGAGCAGAAACCUAUAAGAAUCUCUUAUUAGAAUAUGAUAAGCAAUCAGAACAGUUGGAUGUGGAAAAAGAACGUGCUAAUAAUUUUGAGCAUUAUAUAGAAGACCUUACAAUACAAUUAAAGAAUUCAACUACUCAGUAUGAAAAACUAAAAUCUGAUAAUGAAGAUCUCCUUGCUCGUAUUGAGACACUACAGUCUAAUGCCAAGUUACUAGAAGUACAGAUUUUAGAAGUCCAGAGAGCCAAAGCAAUGGCAGACAAAGAAUUGGAAUCUGAAAAACUUCAAAAAGAGCAGAAGAUAAAGGAGCAUGCUCUUUCAGUAAGUGAAUUUGAAGAACUUCAGCAACAACUUCAAAAGGAAAAGAAACAGCUUCAGAAAACCAUGCAAGAAUUAGAGCUUGUAAGGAAGGAUGCCCAACAAACCACCUUGAUGAAUAUGGAAAUAGCUGAUUAUGAACGUUUGGUGAAAGAACUAAAUCAAAAAUUAACUAAUAAAAACAGUAAAAUAGAAGAUUUGGAACAAGAAAUAAAAAUUCAAAAACAGAAACAGGAAACCCUACAAGAAGAAAUGACUUCACUACAGUCUUCAGUGCAACAAUAUGAAGAAAAAAACACCAAAAUCAAACAGUUACUUGUGAAAACCAAAAAAGAUCUGGCAGAUGCAAAGCAAGCAGAAACUGAUCACUUGAUACUUCAAGCAUCUUUAAAGGGAGAACUAGAGGCAAGCCAGCAGCAAAUAGAAGUCUAUAAGAUUCAGCUGGCUGAAAUAACAUCUGAAAAACACAAAGUUCAUGAGCACCUCAAGACCUCUGUGGACCAGCACCAGCGCACACUGGGCAUGUACCAGCAGAAAGUGGCAGCUCUUCAGGAAGAGUGCCGUGUGGCCAAGGCAGAGCAAGCUGCUGUAACCUCUGAAUUUGAGAGCUACAAAGUUCGAGUUCAUAAUGUUCUAAAACAACAGAAAAAUAAAUCUGUGUCUCAGGCUGAAACUGAGGGAGCUAAACAAGAAAGAGAACACCUGGAAAUGCUGAUUGACCAACUAAAAAUCAAAUUGCAAGAUACCCAAAGUAAUUUACAGAUUAAUGUAGCUGAACUACAAACCUUACAAUCAGAGCACGAUACUCUACUGGAAAGGCAUAACAAGAUUCUGCAGGAAACUGUAUCCAAAGAGGCAGAACUCCGGGAAAAAUUAUGUUCAGUACAAUCAGAGAACAUGAUGAUGAAGUCUGAACAUGCCCACAGUGUGAAUGAGCUGCAGUCCCAGAACGAGACCCUUCGCAACAGCUUUCGAGAUCAAGUACGACAUUUGCAGGAAGAGCACAGAAAGACAACAGAAACUUUACAGCAGCAGCUCUCCAAAAUGGAAGCUCAACUUUUCCAGCUUAAGAGUGAACCAACCAUAAGAAGCCCAGCUUCUUCCCACCUACCUUCAAAGAACCUUCGAGAAAGAAGAAACACAGAUCUUCCCCUUCUAGACAUGCACACCAUAACGCGCGAAGAAGGAGAAGGAAUGGAGACAACUGACACCGAGUCUGUAUCUUCCACUGGUACUCACACACAGUCUUUAGAACAGCUCCUUAAUUCUUCUGAAAUCAAACUUGAGACUCCUUUAUGGCAUGCUGAAUUUACCAAAGAAGAAUUGGUUCAGAAGCUCAGUUCCACCACAAAAAGUGCCGAUCACUUGAACAGCCUGCUCCGAGAAACAGAAGCAACCAAUGCAAUCCUUAUGGAGCAAAUUAAGCUUCUUAAGAGUGAAAUAAGAAGACUGGAAAGAAAUCAAGAACGAGAGAAGUCUGUAGCUAAUCUGGAAUACUUGAAAAAUGUCUUGCUGCAGUUCAUAUUCCUAAAACCAGGUAGUGAAAGGGAGACGCUCCUUCCUGUUAUAGAUACAAUGUUGCAGCUAAACCCUGAAGAAAAGGGAAAACUUGCUGCAGUUGCUCAAGGUGAAGAAGAAAAUGCUUCUCGUUCCUCCGGAUGGGCGUCCUAUCUCCAUAGUUGGUCCGGACUUCGAUAAUUGAUGGAAAGAACUUACUAACCAAAUAGCAUUUAUUUGCAAGAUUGGUUCCUGUAAAAGUGUAUAUUUAUAUUCAUAUCUUCUAAGUAUAUAUGUACAUACAUAUGUCGAUAUAUUUAAAAACAGCUUGAAAUAAAAAUACAGUGGCCAGAAGUAUUGAUACUAGUCCACAAGUCUUUGACUCUGUGAUCUCCCAAGCAUGCCACAAGAUGAAAACAGCAAAAAUCCACUGCCUCCACUGGAACCUUAGGAUCUAACUAUAUCUUUACAGGACUGUGAGUUUUUAAUUUAAACUAAAUUUUGGAACCAAAUACUGGAAUUUAAGCUUUUAAAAUAAUGUUACUAAGACUGUCACAGAAUUGAAUUUGUGGUAGAUUAUUACUGACUAUAAAUGUGUUGACUAUGAAGUAAAAUGUUUCAUUGGUAAAAUUAAAAUGUUUAUUAACUACCCUGAAGUUAAUUAUGAGACUAAGUUAAAACACAUUUUACUUUAAAAUGAGCUGUUUUCCUUAUCUCUAAAGCAUAUUAACUGAAAACGAGUUAUGCUGUCAGAAGCUCAAGUGUUGAUUGAAUUCUAUUCAUUGAAUAUGAAUAGAAGAGAAUGUGAUACUUAACUGGGGUGAUUUCAUGGUGUCUCUCCAGGCUCUUUUUGGGUCAACUGCUUCUAGGCCAUGAGUCUGUUUUGAGAAUUCUCUCCAUCUCCUAAAUAAAAUUAUUUCAGACAUGGGUGGUAUUUCUCAUAUCUAAAAAUGAAACUGGUACUUCCCAUGUUUCAGCAGAUGAUGCCAUUCCACUGCUUUCCACCAAAAGGGAUGUUAGAAUGACACUAGAAAAACCCCUUAGAGAUCAUGACUACAUUUCUUCUGAAUAAUUAUAGAUUGUGGUAUUACUAGUCCUUGAUGCCUCUGGAUUUAUUUUAUUAACUAACAAAAUCAUAAAUAUGGUAAUACUUGUAUUUUAAGAAAUCAUAUAGUAUGUUCUGUGAUAUUCUCUUAAAUUUUUCAGUAAUAUAUUUUAAUUUGCUGCCUCACUUGGCACUGAUACUUUACUCAGAAUAUUGGUUUCCAACUUAAUUUAACUAAGAUUGCUGCUGAUAUAUUGAGUUUCUUCUUUACAAAAUAUCUCCUACUAUCUUUGCUUCUAUUUUAGGCAAACAGACAUAACUAGUGAACGUACUGAUGAAAAUGCAUCUAUGUCAGAGCUGACUUUAAGUUUAGAUUUUUUACUUUAUAAACUGUGAAUAUGAGUAUGCCAGCAGCAUACGUUGUAACUAAUAGUGUUUAAAUAAAUUUCAUUUUCUCUUCAGGUCUUUUUGAAAUAUAUAUAAACUUAUUUUAAAAUAUAGU
Molecule: messenger RNA, 6437 nt
Organism: Condylura cristata (star-nosed mole)
Lineage: Eukaryota; Metazoa; Chordata; Mammalia; Eulipotyphla; Talpidae
Gene: GCC2
Product: GRIP and coiled-coil domain containing 2
Exons: 23
Coding region: 52-5091 (1679 amino acids)
Biological process (GO): late endosome to Golgi transport
Cellular component (GO): Golgi apparatus
Source: RefSeq, a predicted model, not a curated record